This is a messenger RNA of Amborella trichopoda, 2657 nucleotides long. It is a transcript of the gene ATH13, whose product is annotated as ABC2 homolog 13. Gene Ontology annotation, biological process: regulation of response to reactive oxygen species. The record is from RefSeq and is a predicted model, not a curated record. NCBI's taxonomy places the organism in Eukaryota, Viridiplantae, Streptophyta, Magnoliopsida, Amborellales, Amborellaceae.
CUCUACACCCACUCUCUCUCUCUCUCUCUCUCCAAUCACUGAGGGCCGCCAUGACAGCACUUCUCUGCUUCUAAAAAGCCCUAAACAGUGAAAGCUCUGGAGAACUAGUGAUGGCGGCUUCCUUGACUUCGUCGCCAUUGCCUGAAUUUCCCUUUCUCCGGCCAAAAAGUCGCCGGAGUUUCAAAUUUGAUCCCUCCAAAGCCCAUGCUCAGAGAUUCAAACGCGCUUUCCAGCUGAAAUUCCGGGCAAUUCAGAGGGAGUCAAAUACAAUUGCAGAAGAAGAAAAGAGGGAUACUUUGGUUGAUUCUUAUGAAUUGAAUGGGAAUGGAAGUGCAUAUGGCUCGAAUGGAUCAUUGUCGAGCUCUACAAUAAAUCCAGAGAAUGGGACAGUGAGUUCGAGCCCUAAUGGAGGGAGUAACGGGAGCUUGGUGAAGUAUGUGAAUGGAAAUGGGGGCUUAAAUGGCAGCAUUUAUGAGCAGAGUGGAAGCGAAGGGAAGAAGAAGACUAUAGAGGAGAUAGGGCAAGAAGAGGCUUGGUUCAAGCGUGGUGGGAAAGACGGACUUGAGGUAUCCGUUGCUCCUGGUGGUCGUUGGAAUAGAUUUAAAACAUAUUCGACGAUACAGAGGACUUUGGAGAUAUGGGGAUUCGUCAUUACAUUCCUUUUCAGGGUUUGGCUAAAUAAUCAGAAGUUCUCUUAUAAAGGAGGGAUGACUGAGGAAAAGAAAGUCGUGAAGCGGAAAGCUCUUGCCAAGUGGUUGAAGGAAAGUAUAUUGAGAUUGGGCCCUACAUUCAUAAAAAUUGGACAGCAGUUCUCCACAAGGGUUGAUAUUCUUGCACAAGAAUAUGUUGACCAACUGUCAGAACUUCAGGAUCAAGUACCUCCUUUUCCUUCAGAAACUGCAGUGGCUAUAAUCGAAGAAGAACUUGGGGCUCCCCCCGAGAGUAUUUUUGAUCGAUUUGAUUUUGAGCCAAUGGCUGCUGCAAGUCUUGGCCAAGUACAUCGUGCAAGAUUGAAGGGCCAGGAAGUUGUCAUCAAAGUACAGAGACCAGGGCUUAAGGAUCUUUUCGAUAUUGAUCUGAAAAACCUAAGGGUGAUUGCCGAAUAUUUGCAGAAAGUUGACCCGAAAUCUGAUGGUGCAAAGAGGGAUUGGGUUGCUAUUUAUGAUGAAUGUGCAAGUGUUUUAUAUCAGGAGAUCGAUUACUCCAAGGAAGCUGCUAAUGCAGAAUUGUUUGCAGAAAACUUCAAAAAUAUGGAUUAUGUGAAAGUUCCGAAAGUAUUCUGGGACUAUACAACGCCACAGGUCCUGACCAUGGAGUAUGUCCCAGGGAUCAAAAUAAAUAGGAUUGCUGCUUUAGAUCAGUUGGGUGUUGACAGGAAAAGGUUGGGUCGAUAUGCUGUUGAAUCUUACUUGGAACAGAUUUUAUCUCAUGGAUUUUUCCAUGCCGACCCUCACCCUGGAAAUAUUGCAGCAGAUGAUGUGAAUGGUGGAAGGCUCAUAUUUUAUGAUUUUGGGAUGAUGGGAAGCAUUAGUCCAAAUAUUAGAGGUGGUCUCCUUGAAACCUUUUAUGGUGUUUACGAAAAGGACCCAGACAAGGUACUUCAGGCUAUGAUUCAGAUGGGCGUGCUAGUGCCUACUGGUGAUAUGACAGCUGUGCGAAGGACAGCACAGUUCUUUCUCAAGAGUUUUGAAGAGCGCCUUGCGGCUCAGAAGAAGGAGAAGGAGAUGGCGACAACUGAACUUGGAUUCAAGAAGCCUCUAUCCAAUGAGGACAGAUUGCAAAAGAAGAAGGAAAGACUAGCUGCUAUUGGUGAAGAUCUAUUGGCCAUUGCUGCUGAUCAGCCUUUCCGUUUUCCUGCUACUUUCACAUUUGUUGUUCGAGCAUUUUCAGUACUAGAUGGCAUUGGGAAAGGUCUUGAUCCUCGAUUCGACAUCACAGAGAUUGCAAAACCAUAUGCACUAGAAUUGUUAAGGUUCCGGGAGGCCGGUAUUGAAGUUAUUCUGAAGGAUAUACGGAAGAGAUGGGAUCGGCAAUCCCGUGCUUUCUACAACCUAUUUAGACAAGCUGACAGAGUUGAAAAGCUUGCUGAAAUCAUUCAACGUUUGGAGAAAGGAGAUUUGAAGCUAAGAGUGCGAACACUGGAGUCUGAAAGGGCAUUCAAAAGAGUUGCAACAGUUCAAAAGACCAUCGGAAAUGCUGUAGCUGCAGGAAGCUUAAUAAACCUUGCAACGAUGCUGUACUUAAAUUCCAUCAGAUUUCCUGCAAUGGUUGCGUAUACGUUUUGCGCUGUCUUUGGUGCCCAAGUUCUAAUUGGAAUUCUCAAGGUCAAAAGGUUGGAUCAACAAGAAAAGCUGAUCACAGGCACUGCCUAGUCUUUAUUGAGUUGGGGCCUUUUAUUUGCAUUCUAAUUUUAUGUUUCUUUCUUAAUGAAUCAAAUUUUGUCAUUAUUUAUGUAUAGAGGCUUUGAGUAGCUCAGGGCCUUUCAUUGGUUGUGUUGCACUUGCUGGAUGAUCCCAAGAAAAUUUGGAAAUGGGAUCUACAUAUGUACAUAUGUAUUUUGGCUUUGUUGUCUUGCAUGUAAUUGCGACUUUCUCUCUCUCUUUGGGAAUAAUGAACCUAUUAAUUUGGUACGGAAUGUUAUCGUCAUCGUUGUCAAA